Molecule: messenger RNA, 2289 nt
Organism: Myripristis murdjan (pinecone soldierfish)
Lineage: Eukaryota; Metazoa; Chordata; Actinopteri; Holocentriformes; Holocentridae
Gene: cers2b
Product: ceramide synthase 2b
Exons: 11
Coding region: 511-1656 (381 amino acids)
Biological process (GO): ceramide biosynthetic process
Cellular component (GO): membrane
Molecular function (GO): sphingosine N-acyltransferase activity; DNA binding
Source: RefSeq, a predicted model, not a curated record
UCCCUGCGACUCUCAGUCCGCUCUCCAGCCGGCCUGACCUCCGCCUUUCCCCGGCCAAACGCCCAGCCAGACCCCGUCAACUCGCCGGGACCGAGGAGGGGGACGAAUAGGUGGGACGACGUCGAGAAAAAUAAAAACCGGGUGUUUGUCUCCACAUUGUUGGAAUAAGAGGAAGGAGAACUGCGUGCCGCAGUGUAGCAUCUCACUGAAUCUCCACACACAGACCACACUUUCUCUUUUUUUUACUUUUUUUUAAACCAUUUUUUUUGUCGCGAGAAAAACUAACUUUUCUCAUCAUGGAGAGAUGUAAAAAUCAGGCCGGACCCUGAACUUGGACUCAAACUGCGCCCCUCGGAGCACAACAAGCAGGCUGGGCGCAUUCAACAGGACCGUUAGGUUACUUUGAGGUGGGACCGGGAGGGCGGAAUCUCUGGAUCAUUUUUGUCUUUAAUCACAUAUUCAGUUUGUUGCCUUAGUUUUUACGCUGUGCCACAAGGGAGGACACCAAAGAUGCUGUGGCGGCUGAGCGAGUGGUUCUGGCAGGAGCGGCUGUGGUUUCCAGAGGGCCUGGGCUGGGCCGACCUGGAGGACAGGGAUGGACGCGUCUACGCCAAGGCCAGGGACCUGUGGGUGGUGCUGCCCAUCACCCUUGUAUUCCUCAUUGUCCGUCAGAUCUUUGAACGGAUGGUGGCUACGCCUCUGGCCUCCCUCCUUGGGGUGAAAGAGACGGUGCGACUCAAAGCCCCUCAAAACCCCACACUGGAGUCCUACUACUGUAACAUUACCAAGAAUCCCACACAGAGUUCAGUAACAAGUCUCUGUAAGCAGACCGGCUAUUCAGAGAGACAAGUGCAGCGAUGGUUCAGGAGGCGGAGGAACCAGGAUAGACCAAGCCUGCUCAAGAAGUUUCGGGAGGCCAGUUGGAGAUUUACCUUUUACCUUCUUGCUUUCAUUGCUGGCCUGGCCGCCCUCAUCGAUAAACCCUGGCUCUAUGACCUGAAGGAGAUGUGGGAAGGUUUUCCACUGCUGACUCUCCUGCCCUCUCAGUAUUGGUACUACAUGAUAGAACUGGGUUUCUACAGUUCUCUGCUCUUCAGUGUCGCCUCCGAUGUCAAACGCAAGGACUUCAAGGAGCAAAUUGUCCACCAUGUAGCCACCAUCCUCCUCAUCAGCUUCUCCUGGUGUGUCAAUUACAUUCGUGCUGGAACCCUCAUCAUGCUGGUGCACGACUCCUCUGAUUACCUCCUUGAGUCUGCAAAGAUGUUCAACUAUGCUGGCUGGAGGAAUGCCUGUAACUACAUCUUCAUCGUAUUUGCAGCAAUCUUCAUCAUCACUCGCCUUGUCAUCUUCCCCUUCCGGAUUAUGUACUGUACAUGGAUUUAUCCACUGACCGUCUAUCACCCCUUCUUUGGCUACUACUUUUUCAAUGGCCUUCUGCUGGUGCUACAGUGUCUACAUAUAUUCUGGGCUGUCCUCAUCAUACGCAUAGCGCUCCGCUUCCUUACCAAUAAUGAAAAAGUGGAUGACGAACGGAGUGACAAAGACGAGACAGACGAGUCCGAAGAGGAAGAGGAGGAGGAGAAAAAGGAGACAAAGAAAAACGGACCGGUGCAGAACGGCCAUGCGGUCCACAACAACCACAGCAAAACAGAAUGAUAGGAAACAACUGUCAGGACAAAAAAAAGAGUAAUAAGGACUCAUAUCCCUCACAGGGGAAAGAGAGAGGGAUAAAGAGAGAGAGAGAGGGUGAAGAAGAGUGGAGAAGGGAUGUGGGUAAGGGAGGGGGUAAGGCAUCCCGAAGUCCAUGAACAGCAGGUAUCUGAAGAAAAUUUGACACUGUUACUCUUGCACAACACAACGAAAACACACUCACACUCAUACACACUUACUUUCGCAGGGCACAGAGAUCCAGCAGAUUAGAAACACUACAUACAAGUGUCACGGCCUUUUACUUACAUUCACACACUUUUUAAAGAAAUGUCGCAUUGGAAAGGUGAUGUGAACCCCUUGACCCGUUUGCCCUAAAACUGAAGAAGACAGGAAGGAAAACUGAGAGGAGCAAAGUGUUGAGAGGACACAGGAGGGGGAGUGCUGCUGCUUCUGUUAUAGCUUUUCUUACCGUAGCUAUGUGCCUUACAGCCAGUCAGUGGCUGUUUUUACAUUUGUUUAAAUGCCAUUUGAAAGCUUUCUGCCUUUAGCCUGUUUUGUUUUUUUUUUUUCAUUGUACUUUUUGUGUUUCCGACUAAAGGAACACAAGAAGGUGGCAGAGUGAGAGUGCGCUUUAUGAAA